Molecule: messenger RNA, 2075 nt
Organism: Bolinopsis microptera
Lineage: Eukaryota; Metazoa; Ctenophora; Tentaculata; Lobata; Bolinopsidae
Exons: 2
Coding region: 26-1096 (356 amino acids)
Source: RefSeq, a predicted model, not a curated record
AAAUUGGUGCGAUAACAAAUCCGCGAUGACAACUCCUGCAGUGAGAAAUGAAAUACCAGCCGAAUGGGGCGACAUGGGAGCGUAUGGCGGCAAGCUGCAAUUAGAUUUGGAAACCUUCGGCCUGCCGAAAGCGAAAACCCCUGCAUUAGAUUCAUUUAGGGAAAAGCAAAUCAUAAAGCACUGCGAGGUAAGAGAAAGAAACUGGGAAGAAGCCGCAGAAAAAAUUAUCGGUGAGCUAAAAGACAAAGGGGCUAAGGCAGGACAAAUAAUUGCGAUAGACGCGCAUAAUAAUGGAGCUACUGGACAAGCGAUCUUCUCUGCAUGGUGGAACGAGUCUCUUGAUAAUCUCGGAGACUUAAACGGAUAUAUGAUGAAGGAGGGAAUAAAUAAUUUGAACUCUUGGGAAGCACAGGCAAUCGAAGCAAGAGAAAAUAUUACAAAUAAGAGUGCUGGAAAUACUAUAAAAGUCUUCUCAUUCACCUCUUGUUAUAACGAUAUCUUGGGCUUGCCUUAUGGAGUGACAUAUACUUUCUACGCAGAAGAUAAGGUAGUAAAAGAUGGGUUCAUCCUGGAUGAAGUGAACAUCAAAACGGAGAAACCAGUGAGACGCAUGAAAAUACCACCAAAAACACGCAUUAACACAAGUGAUGUAAAUGUAGAGCAUAGGGAAACAUUGAGUGAAACAUUGGAAAAGACAUCUACUUUCACGAGUACCUACGAGCGUACAUCUGGCUGGAAGUUGACUGCAGGGGCUAAGAUCCCGCUUCCUGACAUUCCAGUGACCAUAUCUGCAACCGCUGAGAGAAACCAAACUGAAAAAUGGGAAGAAAAGAAAGAAAUUGUUACCAAAGAGAGCAUUGGUUUUGUAACUGAAGAACAAUUUAUCGUUCCGCCAAAAUCGAUCUUAGUUGUAAGAUUUAUUGAGGAAAUAAGCGAAUUUUCUGCCCCCUACACAAUGACGAUGGUAUCAGGGAGGGUCUCCAGCGGAAUCUGGAAAACUAAGAAAACAACUGUACACACAUGUAGUAAAUCCUUCCCGUUGGGUACACCAGGUGACGAGAUCGAAAGAGAACUUAAAAACACUGACAUCUACUAGCCGGACUUCGCAUGCUACGUGACGCAUAUAAUGGCGGUUGGGCGCUACUGCAAGCGCGAGAGGGGUCUGGUUAGAUCUGUAGAGAGCCUUGAUUUAUUUUGUGGAUCUCUUGCAGUGACUCCAGAUAUUACCUUUGAACACGUAACGGACUUUGAAACAAAAUCUCCUCAAAUCUAACAAAAACUUAAUAAUAUGAACGCGAACAAUUAGCAUGAAUAAUAAAUCUUUAUCUAGAUUUUAAUUUUUACUGUAACAAUUGCAAAUUGGUUUUCUAUAAAUCUGGGAGUGCAUUUUUAUAAGUUAGAUUUUAAUUUUGCAAAUUCAAAAUUAGUUUUCUAUAAAUCUGGGAGUGCAUUUUUAUAAGUUAGAUUUUAAUUUUUACUGUAACAGUUGCAAAUUAGUUUCCUAUAAAUCUGGGAGUGCAUUUUUAUAAGUUAGAUUUUAAUUUUUACUGUAACAAUUGCAAAUUAGUUUUCUAUAAAUCUGGAUGUGCAUUUUUGAAAGUUAGAUUUUAAUUUUUACUGUAACAGUUGCAAAUUAGUUUCCUAUAAAUAUGGGUGUGCAUUUUUGAAAGUUAGAUUUUAAUUUUUACUAUAACAAUUGCAAAUUAGUUUUCUAUAAAUCUGGGUGUGCAUUUUUGAAAGUUAGAUUUUAAUUUUUACUGUAACAGUUGCAAAUUAGUUUCCUAUAAAUCUGGGAGUGCAUUUUUAUAAGUUAGAAAUAGGAAAUAAUUUCAUGGCAAAAAUGCAAAGAUAUUGCAAAUAUUAGAUGACUAGUGUAACCCGUGCCUACAGUACAGCAAUAAUAACGUAUAAAAUAAACUCGAAUAAAUUAUUCGUCUGUAAAAUCUGACGGAAGACCAAACACGGUACUGCACACUCUACAAGUAUGACUAAUAGUAAUAUAACUUAUAUUACUACUGAUAAUUCUAACUGAUCAUAUGUGAAUGAUUUAACUUCUGCGACACCGGUAAUACUAA